AUGGAAACCUACAGCCUGCAGGUGAAGGAUGAGCUCCACGGCGGCGGCAUCGGCAUCGGAGGAGGAGGGCAGGGGCUGUACUGCGGCGCUACGCCGAGGCCGGCGGCUCCUGCGGCCACCGGCGGCGGCGGCGGCGGCGGGGACGGUGCUGUGAAGAGUAAUAAGAGGAGUAGGAAGAGGGAGCCGCCGCCGCCGCCGCCGUCGUCCCUGGUGACGAUGAGCAACGGCGGCAAGGACGAGGCGGUCGCCGGCAGCGGCGACAAGUCGGCGAGUAGCAACAGUAACGCGUCCAAGAGGAGCUCAAGGUUCAGAGGCGUAAGCAGGCAUCGGUGGACGGGCAGGUUCGAGGCGCACCUGUGGGACAAAGGGACAUGGAACCCAACGCAGAAGAAGAAAGGGAAGCAAGUUUACCUUGGAGCGUACAACGAGGAAGACGCGGCAGCAAGAGCGUAUGAUCUGGCAGCGCUCAAGUACUGGGGACCUACCACCUACACCAACUUUCCGGUCGUGGACUACGAGAGAGAGCUCAAAGUGAUGCAGAAUGUGUCCAAGGAAGAGUACCUUGCCUCCAUACGAAGGAAGAGCAACGGCUUCUCCCGCGGAGUUUCCAAGUACAGGGGCGUCGCACGGCACCACCACAACGGCAGAUGGGAGGCACGGAUCGGCCGGGUGUUCGGCAACAAGUACCUGUACCUGGGCACGUACAGCACGCAGGAGGAGGCGGCGCGCGCCUACGACAUCGCCGCCAUCGAGUACCGCGGCAUCAACGCCGUCACCAACUUCGACCUCAGCACCUACAUCCGCUGGCUCAAGCCCGGCGGCGGCGUCGAGGACAGCGCCGCCGGCACCCCGACGUCGGGCGUCAGGGCGCCGGGUAUACCGCCGGCGUCGCUGUCCCUACAGGCUGGCGGCCUCCUGCAGCACCCGCACGGCGCCGCGGCCGGCAUGCUGCAGGUCGACGUCGACGACCUCUACCGCGGGCAGCUGGCCGCGGCGCGUGGGGCUGCUCUGUUCUCUGGCGGCAUCGACGACGUGGGCUCCGUGUACGCAGCUGGCAGCGCAGGGCCCAGCCCGACGGCUCUGUGCGCCGGGAGGCCGUCUCCAUCGCCGUCGCCGUCGUCGUCCACCACGGCGCUCAGCCUGCUGCUGCGCUCGUCAGUGUUUCAGGAGCUCGUGGCGCGGAACGCCGGCGGCGGCGCCGCGCAGCAGCAGCAGCUCGUGGUCGCGGACGACGACGGGGCAGUAUCGCCGGCGGACCUGGGUCGUCACGGUGACCAGCUCUACGGCGCGGCGAGGGCGGACGAGGACGAGGACGCGUUCGCCUGCUCCAUGUACGAGCUUGACGACAGCUUCGCGCGCAUGGAGCAGUCGCUCUGGGGCUGCCUACGAUCAUCGGAUGCACCUGAUAAUAUGAACAACCUCUGA
Molecule: messenger RNA, 1425 nt
Organism: Sorghum bicolor (sorghum)
Lineage: Eukaryota; Viridiplantae; Streptophyta; Magnoliopsida; Poales; Poaceae
Product: AP2-like ethylene-responsive transcription factor BBM2
Exons: 7
Coding region: 1-1425 (474 amino acids)
Biological process (GO): regulation of DNA-templated transcription
Molecular function (GO): DNA-binding transcription factor activity; DNA binding
Source: RefSeq, a predicted model, not a curated record